Molecule: messenger RNA, 207 nt
Organism: Penicillium antarcticum
Lineage: Eukaryota; Fungi; Ascomycota; Eurotiomycetes; Eurotiales; Aspergillaceae
Product: electron transfer flavoprotein regulatory factor 1
Exons: 3
Coding region: 1-207 (68 amino acids)
Biological process (GO): respiratory electron transport chain
Cellular component (GO): mitochondrion
Source: RefSeq, a predicted model, not a curated record
AUGGUGAACUACGAGCUGCGUCGGCAGGUCAUCACUGUCUACAAGGAGCUCUUGUUCCUGGGGCGUGAAUAUCCCCUAGGUUAUCAGUAUUUCAGAGAUCGACUACAUCGGGCAUUUGCGAGUCAGGCUCAAAUUACAGACGAUGAGCAAAUCCGCAAGGGCAUCGCGAGAGCUGAGUUCGUGAAGAAAGAAGUGGAAGCACUGUAA